Pyrenophora tritici-repentis Pt-1C-BFP is the source of this 2952-nucleotide messenger RNA. Its product is annotated as frequency clock protein. Gene Ontology annotation, cellular component: cytoplasm; nucleus. Gene Ontology annotation, biological process: circadian rhythm; regulation of DNA-templated transcription. Lineage: Eukaryota; Fungi; Ascomycota; Dothideomycetes; Pleosporales; Pleosporaceae. The record is from RefSeq and is a predicted model, not a curated record.
AUGAACGAGCCCCCGGGUGCCAUGCCAAAGACGGGCCAAGUCCACCCCCGCCGCCCUCCUGCCCACAAGUCUGUCUCGCUCCGCCAUAGCCCGCCGCCGGCUACAAUCAAACGUCAAGUCCGAGAACCCACGACACGCAGCUCGCCCACGCUCGCAAGCGACAGGGCCAAUCCGCCUUCGAGUGCCUCGCCACAGUUGCUCUCCAACAAGAACAGCUCGGGCGAGAGCAGUGAUGCCGGCCAAUGGUUCGAGAAGACCAACAACAAGGCCAGCCAGAGCAAGUCUUCGUUUGUCGACAACGAGCCACCCUUUUUCCUCCGCAAUUCGUCCUCGUCAGAAACGCCUCCCGACCACUCUCAGUAUGCAAACAUGCACCCUUCCAUCCCGUACCGCCCCAGCCUGGGCCAGCUCGGCACCGAUGGCAGCAGCACCGAGGACUUCCGCAGCGUCAUUGAUGACCUUACCGUUGCCAACAAGAGACUCAAGCAGAGGCUCAAGAAGUACGAGAAGCUCUAUGACGCACAUCUGCAGGAAGAGAAGUUGUUCGAGGUGCGCUUCCACGGCCUACCCGACCACAAGAAGAAGGAACUGGAAGAGACGCUCCGCAAGUUUGCAUCUGAACUCGAUGAUGGAACUACCAACGACUACGCCCAAAUCUCCGCAUACGCUCCCGCGCUCGAGACGCACAACACGGCCUCGUCCAUCUCCCGCUUUGCCGAGUCGGGCUAUGCGUCCAUGUCGGCGUCCGGCCAGAACUCUUCUGGGCCAUCCAACCAGGAAAAGGACCGUCGCAAGAUGACCCGAUCGGCAUACAGCCGCCAACAACAAACCAUUCACUCAUACCUCCACGACAUCCCUAUCGGCCUGGUCCCAAACAACAAGAGUGUGCCCAUGACAGAGAAGUCGAAGAAGAAGAUGGUCGUUCGGCGCCUAGAGCAGAUCUUUGCUGGCAAGCGAUCAGCCCCUGGAUCCCACCCCCAGCCAAUGCAGCAACAGGAGGUCUCUCAGUCGGCAGCUACGGCGGACCGCGAGCAACGAGAGGCAACCGGCCAGCACUACAAGCCCGAAGGCCAGCGCGAGGCACGCAUCAUGUCGGACCGCGAAACAAUCGAAGAAGAAGAGAGGUGUCAGGAGGAGGCCCUCCAAGGAUUCCGUCCUACGCUACAGAUUGAGGAACAUGACUUUGCUGGCUCAGGGUCUUCACCGGACCAACGACCGACCCGCCCAUUGGAUCUGGACCCCUACCGUGCGCAGGUUCCCCUCGAGAACAUGAACUACAUCCGCCAUCUUGGCUUCACCCCACCAGACAUGCGCUCUGGAGAAGCUCCGCUGGGCCAUGGCUGGAUCUAUCUCAACUUGCUCAUCAACAUGGCGCAACUUCACACUCUAAACGUAACCCCGGAGUUUGUCAAGGACGCACUACACGAGUACAGCAGCCAUCUUGAGAUCUCACGUGAUGGUCGUAAGAUUCGAUGGAAGGGUGGCCGUGACGUCACUGCUCACAGCGGCGAAAGCUCGUCGGAGCAUUACAGCGGCACCUCACCUAACGAAAAUGGUUUCUUAUCUCCGUCCAAGCAUGUGCAGUCUGGUAGCAGCGGUACUGGUAGUGAAGCCAUUGGCGACUCUAAGCUCGCAAGGAAGCUAGCCUCGGCUCAACGUGAGAAGGAACAGAAUAAGUUUGCCUACAAACCCCUAUUCUUCCACAAGGAGGAUUCCGAUAACGAAGAGGACUACUAUGGCUUCGACGCUGAGUCUUCGGCCAACUUCUCCCACCAUCCCCAACCGGCUGGUAACUCAUCGGGCUUCAGCAGCUCUAUCAUGCAAAGCCAGCCAUCCAAGCCUAGACGUGACGAUGGACCCAUGAUCUUCUACAACAAGGCCAAGUUCUGCACCGAUCUUAGUGGUGACCGUCAUGGAGCGUUCCUCACAAUGCCGGGCAGCUACAAGGCCAUUACGAGCCAGCCUCUUGGUGCCAAGAUGGACCCUGCAUUACAAGCCAACGCUGUCUCGGAUACUGCAGAGCCACGUGGCCCUCUGGAUUCUACCCCUAUGGACAUCGACUCUGCCGGCGGAGGACGCACCGUGUUGAGUAACGAUGACCUGGGCUUCUCCCCAGAGUCUUUGAAAGACGACAGUGGUAACACCAGUCCAGAGCUUAUGAACUUUGAAGCCUCUGGCUUGGGUGGCGUGCAGCCCGAGGAUAACUUUUCCAUUCAUGUGCGACGUUCCCAGGUAUCCACAGCACCAAGCCAUAUUUCUACUAGGCGCAGAUCAAGUCUCUACCCUAAGGCCAUCCAGGAUGCAUUAUACUCACACCCAGAGGCAUCAGAAACAACUUCGCCUCGGGAGAGUCCCCAACCCGUCUUUCAACAGAAGAUUCUCUCUGCAAACCGUAAAUCGCUGCCCAGUUCUGCUCUUCCGCCUGCGUCCUUUUUGCCCUUUGACUCGUGCUCCUCGGGCGACGUCGAUUCAGACCUUGCAUCUAAUGCGUCUGAUGCAUCAUCGGAACCCGACGACGACUCAUCAGAGUCGCCAGCAACAGCGAUGCAAAUCCUUAACAUUGCGCCCGGCGGCUCAGAGGAUUCUGAAGAAUCAGAGUCGGAUUACGAGGAAAGCGAUGACGGUAGCGUCGACCUGCUCGCGACAGCACGCCAACAAGACCCCACUGCUGUGCGUGCUAGCGAGCGCGAAUACGACGCCGCUCUUGCCGACCGCCUUGCCGAGGAGAUCCCAGCCGGUAGCUCGGCGGCAACGGCGGGCGGCGGUAGCGGGUUUAACAGCCCGGCCGGUGGUCUCCUCGAAGCAGCUGCUAAGCGUGAGAAGAGACUUAGCCGUGAGAGCAGGUCCAGCAGCAUGAUUUCCGCUCAAUCUAGAUUGAAGCGCGCGCGCACUAGCGAUUCCGUCAACAACCCACAUGCUCAGAAGAGCCCCAAGACCAGUCGGGCCGAAUAA